Molecule: messenger RNA, 9151 nt
Organism: Schistosoma bovis
Lineage: Eukaryota; Metazoa; Platyhelminthes; Trematoda; Strigeidida; Schistosomatidae
Source: the annotation of a GenBank genome assembly
GUGACUUUGUAGUCGCGCCCUUGAAGUGAGAUUUGUUUGCGUUGGCUACGGCUGACUAUAAGUCUCCUUCAGUUUGUAUUUUUGGUUUGUUGUUGCUCACAACAAGAUCACAUAGUCAACGGACCAAUGGAGUUGAAUAACGUACACUGACAUCCAGGUCAGAACCGUGUAACCCUAAAAUUGGCUGGUUUCUAAUUUUACAACCUCUACGUAACGUCUUCGGGAAAAGUUUCCGACUACAUAUAGUCAAUGUCAGAAGGGCGAUGUCUCGGUGCUGUUAGUCAGAAAACAAAGUGUUGGAAUGUCUCCUCAUGGAUAAAGAAUAAAAUUGAAGAUGAAGGUGUGCAAGCACGAAAUAUAAUCAAGUAUAGCGUGCCCAUCGAUAAUCCCAGUUCUCCCAGACGUUAUGUUGCAAAAUGCGACUUCACUCUGCCUUCCUCGACACUUGAGCAAGAUAUAACGAACUCGGGAAAAAACAAAAUCAAAAUUGCGAAUGGUGACAGUACCAUCAAGAACUCUCUAUAUUCCGAAGUUAAUAGUUGUAAUAACUCACAUGAAAGUAGUAGUUUGAGCACAAACAACUUUUGCAAAGAACGAACUGCUUCCAAUACACGUUCCGGUAGUCUGAUAUCGACAAAUUCAAGAACCGUUUGCUCACAACUACAUCGUCAUUUUGACUCAGUAUCAACAGUUCCCUAUAGGCGUAUUAAUCGUGGAAGACCUCUAACUGAAAGCGAGUAUAAGGCACGUUAUUGGGGUCAAAUGUUGGAUACCUUAAGACGAACUAUCGAUGAAAUAUAUUCAGCAUGUGAAACAGAUGAGAAUGAAGUGGAGUGUAAGGAGGUUAUCAUGAUAUUGGAACACAGUAAGCAAGACUUCUUUUCAUUGAUAGAAAAAAUGAACUUAUUACGUGAUUAUGAACAGGCUGAUGCACAUAAUAGACCAAACUCUCUUGCAUGGGAUGAACGUACUAUUCUGCCAGGAAAACCAAUUAUGUGUCAAGUAUUAGCUUCAACAGGUGUUGUUACAUCUGCGCAACAAUCUUAUCUUUCCACCCCAUUAAGCAUGAAAUCGGAUAGUAGUGUCAUAGAGGUUGCAGAUAGUGAUUCUGAUAUUGGUUGUGCUAAAUCUGGUAAUCGGAACCAUUCAUUGAACAAACUCAAAUUAAAUAUAGCAAUUAAUGAUAAUAAACAUCAUCAUCAUGAUGAAUCAUGUACUCGACCAUCCAAUAAUUCAGUGAUGGUACCGAAUUUGUGUAAUCUUGACAACGAACCAUCUGAUGCAAAUGACGAAGAUGAUGAUGAAGUUGAAAUUUAUGAUGAUGACGAAAGCGUAGAACAUCAUCGUCAUCGUCAUCACAAAAGACAACAAAUGUCUAAAUUCACAUAUUUGGUUGAUGAUGAUGCUGAUUACGUUGACCGAGAGGAGGAGGAGGGGGAGGAUAAUACAUUAUCUCAUGAUUUGGCAAAAUUAGAUAAAGCUAUUGAAAAUGUUACCACAGCUGAACUUGUAUUAACGCAUCAGUUAGACAAAGCACAACUUGCUGAAGCUUCUUUACGUAGACGUUUAAUUAAAGAAGAGAAAGCCGCUUUUAUACGUUCAACUAGUGGUUAUAAUAAAUUUUGGUAUAAUUCUCGAUUAAAGAAUCCUAUGCAUACAAAUUGUCAAAAUUCUGAAGAGAUUGAUGUUUGUGGUACUGCUACGACUACUACUACUACUACGACGACGACAACUGACGAAGUGGAAAUCGACACAGAUGUCGAUUUACUUGAUAUGGAUAGUAUUAUAUUAGAUGAUAUUGAUAGCUGUGAGAAAUUAAUUCCUGACACAAGAAAAAUUACAAAAAAUAGUAACAAACAACGAAUGAAGGUGGUUCAUUCACCGUUGAAUUCUAUCCAUUGCUUUUCGGAGUAUCGUUUAAAUGAUAAUUCGAAUAGAAUUGAAUCAAAUAGGAAAGUCAUAGAUAAUUCUAGCGUACAACAUUGCCAUUGUUGCAGUUGUCAUUGUCAUGGACAUAAUUAUGCAUUUAAUCAGUCGUCUUCUUCAACUAACUUUCAAUGUUAUGAGAUCGAUAGUUCAUCGAAGAAUUUUGAACGAGCUCAAAAUACUCACCCACAACGUUCUUCUGAUUCAGUAUUAUUAGAAAAAACUGGAAAUAAUUGCCAAACCAAAUAUUCAGUGGAAACAAAUUUAGAUCAAUAUUAUGAUCAAAAACAAUCAGAACAACCAACUUCUGAAGAUGGUACAUUUAAACACUGUGAUAACUUUGUGGAUUCAUUAUCAAGACCAUUAGAAACAAAACACAAUGAUGAUAUUUCAGAGGUCCCUGUUCAAGUGAGUCAAAUUCAAUCGAAUUUAUCAUUAUCAUCAUCAUUAUCAAAAAAUACUGUAAUAUUGGAGAAAUCAUCAAAACAUAUUGACUCAAAUGAAACUAUGCUGUCUUUAUCCACUUCAGCAGCAGCUACUCAAGAUGUUAAUAUUUGUCCACAAGGAUUAUUGUUUCUUCCUAAAACAGAGGUGAAAUCACGUAUACCAGGUCAUGGUGUACAUAUGCAUGAAAAACUUUCAGCUCGUUCAAAAAAACGGUCAGCUAAUUCUAUCCAAGAAAUUGAAGAGAAACAAGCUCGUGCUAGAGUAUUACGUCAGCAACAUCUUUUGGAACGAACAGAACGUGUACAUGAAUUAAGCAAAAAGGUUGAUGAAGUACAUUUACAAAAACUUAUUUUAUUACAUCAACGUCGUUCAUGCUUAGAACGACGUUUACAUGCAGCUGAACGUAAACGUCAAGCUGAAUUAACACGUCGAGUUCUUAAAGCACAUGAUGAAGAGACUAAAGGAAAAGAAAUUGCCUUUAUACAAACACUUGAAGCGGAACAAAAACAACAUAGUAUAUUAACGAAACAUGAAGAGAGUCGCGCAAGAUUAAAUGAACUGGCAAUUGAACGUCAACGACGUACCGAAGAGAAAUUAUGCCGAGAAGAAGCAGCUAAAAUUCGUCGAAGAGCUUUAGAAGCAUCACGUUUAGCUAGAUUAGAUGCAUUACAAGCUAGAUGGAAAAUUCGUGCACAACAAUUAGCAUCACGUGCUAAAUUAUUGGAACAUUCACGUCGAGCUGCAGCUCGUGCUAAAAAACAAUCACGUGAAAUUAAAAUGGCUACCUUAGAAGAACAACAACGUACACAUAUUGAACAGUUACGUUGCAAGAUUCAACGUAAACAAGAAGAAUCUGAAAGACGUCAUCAAGAGUCACUUAGAGAAAUAAGUAGAAAAGCUUUUGAAAUGUCAAUACUAACUCAUACUGGUGAUGAUUCACUGACUGUUCCUGGCAUUGAACCUUAUCCAGUACAAAAAUGGUGUAAAGCAUGUCAAGUAAUGAUUAUGUCUGAAGUUCAAUUGAAAAGUCAUUUACACGGUAAACGUCAUCAGAAUGCAAUUAUGGAAGCUGCACAAAAUCGUCCUGUUGGUAGAUCUGAAUUAGAAGCAUUCAAUUUAUCACAUCUUGUUGAUGCACCAAAUGAAUUACCACACUCUCAAUAUGAUAUACAACAGGAACGUUUAAAAUUACGUAGAAAACGAGCGAGAAAAUUAAGACAACGAAUGAAUCAAAAAGGUUUGCAAUUUUUGAAAGAACUCGAAAGCAACAAGACACCAAUUCUGGAUUCAUCCAACAAGUCACAUUUAAUUAAAUUAAUCAAAAAUGCUCAUCGUUUUCUCAAUCUUCCUGAUACUGGUCCAUGGGUAAUUACACGAGUUCAAGCUAUGGAAAAAUGUUUAAAUAGUUUAUUACGAUGUAUUUCUAAUGAUCAAUCUAAAACUCAUUCCAUUUUACCAGAUAAUGAAAAUCAAAGUCAGUCAGUUAAUUUAGCUGAUCGACAAAUUUGUCUCGCUAAUGGUUUGUUAUCAAUUCUAGUGAAUUUCAUUGGUUUAAUUCGAGAACAGAAGCCUAGUUCAAAACAGUUAGUCCCGGAGAAAACAUAUAGAAUAGCAUGUUGUCUACUUCAUACAAUGUGCACUUCAAAUAUUGCUGCUUCUAUUUAUAUGUUAUUAUCAAAUAAUGUUUCAAUACUUGUUGAUUGUUUAGUGAUACAAUUUACCACAUCUAUUCCAAAUAAUCGACAUAUUAUUCACUGUAAUUCAUGUUCAUCAACAAUAACACCACUAUUAAUCACAACAGAUCAGAAAUCGUCAUCUUCGACAUUCUAUGAACAAUUCAAUCAAGAUUCAUUAGUUUUUAAUUGUUUAUCUAAUCAUUCUUUUACUUUGGAUUUAUUAAAUUGUUUAACUAAUCUGUUAAAUGGUUUCUAUAAAUUGAACUAUUAUUCUACUGAAUUCAAUACUACUACUACUAAUAAUAAUAAUCAUAGUAUGAGUAGUCGUAGUAGUAGUAUAUCUGGAGGAAUAAAUGGAUUUGCCACGACGACAACAACAACACCAACACCUUCAUCAUCGACAACAUCAUUAACCUCAAUAAUAACAGCAAAAACUUUAUUCGAUAAUGAUUGCCAUGAACAACAACAUGUUAGAAUUGAUUCACAACGACUUCAAGAUUUACUUAGCUACAUUGUAAGUAGCGGUUUAGUUGAUUUAAUAUCGAUCAGAUUGUCAAAUCCAAAACAAGCUAAUUGGUUAUCAUCAAUAAAUAAUAAUACUGAUGUUGGACAAUCGAAUUCAAUACCUAAACAAUAUGCAGAAUAUUGUCAACAAUUUGUAUUAAGUAGUAUUGCAUUUUUAACAAGCCUUACACGUUUACUUGGUGUUUUAUCAAUUAAACAAAGUAAUGAUGAUCAAUUGAAUGUUGAACAUCAUCAUCAUUAUCAACAAACGUCCAAUUCAACUGUUACUACAUCAAGUUGUUCUUCAAUUUCAAAGUCAUUAAUUGUUGUUGAUUCAGUAGGAAAGGAUCAAGUAACAGAAAUUGAAGAAGAAAAUGAUUCAGAAAGUUGUGUAAAUGUGUUAACUGUAAAAUGUAAAAAUAUUAACUCAUCUCAUGAUCCAACAACAAUUACCAACACAUCUGUCAAAGUGAACUCAUCUGAUAAAUUGGAUUCAAAGAAAAAAUUCAAAGAUCCAACACAAUUGUUAGAAACUAUUAGUAGUACUGAAGUGUUUGGUUUAGUGCCAUUAUUAUAUUGUCUUUUAUUGGAUCCAAAAAAUAGUCGAUCAGUUGAUACAAUGACAACAUUAGGAGUUAAUGUGAAUAGUGAUUCACAUCAGACAACAACGAAUUGCAUUAUGCCAACAUCAGAAUGUUCCGAUAAUAUAGAUCAUCGUCAAAAGUCGACACAAACAAAAAAAUCUUCAAUGAAUUCAAAAUCAUCAUCAUCAUCAUCUGCAGUGUGUAAUUCCAACUGUCAUGAUUCAUUACCUUUUAGUAGUGAAAUUAUAGCACAGAUUACUUUGAAUACAUUAAAGUUAAUUAACUCGUUAGCUUCAAUUCAUAAAAAUACUAUGCAGGUUUACAAAAUCAUCUUCUAUGUAUGAAAUCACCAAUCAUAUUUUACAUGAAGUUAUCUUAUGUAUUGGUUAUUUAUGUGUGUUAAAUUCGGAUAAUCAAACUAGUUUACAAUGUGGUUCAUCACCAAAUCUACUUCAACGUUUAUUAUCAUUACCUUUUGAAUAUUUUAGUUAUUGUCCAUUAACAGAUAUUUUAUAUCCAACAUUAAUUGCUUGCUGUUAUAAACAUUCAUUGAAUACAAGUGUAUUAGAAUCUGAAUUAAGUCCAUCUAUAUUAGCAAAUUAUAUUGAAGAACGCUUACUUGAGAAGAAGGUGAAUUCAUUCAGGAAAAUUGAGAAGAAAUGUAAUAACAAUGAAUUUCUAGGUUAGUAUUUGUCUUGAACAUAUGCAUUCUGUAUUUAUUCUAUUUGUUCAAGUUUUCAACAUCACAGAUGACUUAUCUCUUCUACUCCAUACAUAUAGCAACAAAGCAGAUGAAGGGAACCAAUGUAUCAGCAGUCUCUGUAGCAGUAAGCCUUAACAUACAUAAAGGAAAAAAGCAAGAUACUAAAAUACAACACAGUAAGCACCAAUCAAAUGAUAAUUGAUAGAGAAGCUCUGGAUGAAGUGAAAAUUGUUACGUACCUGGGUAACACCACUGAUAAACAAUGAGAAUCUGAUGCAGACGUAAGAGAAUGAACAGCAUUCCUAAAGUUAAAGAAUCUAUUGAGCACAUAACAACUGUCCGCUCUCCCUCUCGAAAUGCUCUCACAUGGCCACGCGUAUAUAGCCUCUGCCAAAAAAAGUCCUCCUCACUGCCUUCUCGUGGCGGGGGUGUUGUUUACGAAAAUGAGAGGACGAAAGGCGAAUGUCCGGCGCUUUAACCGGAUUCCAAACCAAUGGUGCACAUGGGCUCCACUAUCCUGAGGGAACAAAUGGCGUAUGAACCAAUUGUUGGUCACCGGCUUCCAUGGGACUGCAUCUCCUCACGAUGCUCCACUGCUUUGUGGAUCAGACCUUCAGAUCGAAGGCUCGGGGAGUGGCCCCCUAAGGAAACCACCUGCUUCGGUUUGGGCACCCGGACAGUAUCACAGCCCUCACACAUACCGAAUGAGGUUUUUGUGGCGGAUAUGUAUUUGGUGCCUUGUACCAAUAUCUAUGUGUUAAAAUAAAAUAAAUAAAUAACAACUGUCAACCAAUAUCAAUGUCACAAUCUUUAAUAUGAACGUCAAGACAGUCCUACUAUACGGAGCUGAGACUUGGAGAACUACCACAGUCAUCAUCAAAAAGGUACAUGUAUUUAUAAAUAAUUGUCUAUAUAUGAUACUCAAUGUCCGUUGGCCGGAUACUAUCAACGAUGACCUACUGUGGGAGAAGACAAACCAGCUUCCGGAUGAAGAGGAAAUCAGAAAAACACUGUGGAGGUGGAUAGGACAUACAUUGAAGAAAUCACCAAACUGCAUCACGAGGCAAGCUCUAACUUGAAAUCUUUGAGGCAAAGGGAACGAGAUUGACCAAAUAAUACAUAGGAUCAGGAAUCGGAUAUCGAAAAAAUGAAUAACAUAUGGGGAUAGUUGGAAAUGAGGCCUCAUAGCGAAAUGGGCUGAAGAAUCCUGGUCAGCGGUCUAUGCUCCACAAGGGGUAACAGGUGUAAGUAAAUAAGUAUGAUAUAUAACUGAUCGGUAGUUUACUGGUGAACGUAAUCCCAACCAUUGAGUACCAGGCUUGAAUACCACUCCAUGCUCCCACUAUCUACAUCUAUUUUCGACAGUUAUUACAUAUUGCCAAAAAUCGUCACUUGAAAGCCAGAUAUAUACAUACAAUCGUAAAGAUGAACCAUAAAUGCGAGCUGGUGAUAAACGUAAAAAUCGUUUCACAUUCACAGCGCCUACAUCAAAACAAACAUAUCGUUUCCCAAUGAUGAAAUAGACUAGGGAACUACACGUAGGGUUUUUAUCACGAAUUGAUUUUAGCUAUGCUACAAAAACGAUUUGUAGCCAUAUGGAUAAAGGAAUUUUGGUCAAAAAUCUAAGAAGCGCUUUUGUAAAUCUGUCUACAUCAUAAGCCAAUUCAUAUGUGUAUUUUUCUGAUAGGCUGAAUGGAUCAAGGAUUUCUCAAAGUACAGAAGCUCACGUUUAUUAUUUCACUUUACCAUCGUAGAUUAUACAUUAUGGCAGGUGAACAAUCAUUAUACUUUUAUGAUAUCAGACUCAUCUUCAAUUUGUAGGAUGCGACUAUCCAUUGAGAUUUUGUUUGUUAAAUAUUGACUAUCUUGAGUAGUGGAUGAAAUUUUUUAAAGCUCUAUUUAUCACAACGUCUUAAGUAGAAUAAGUGGACAGAUUCACCAUAUUACUCUUUACUGUGAAUCAAUAAAAUGGGCUUGGACGUCCAUCGGAUUUUUCAGUUGUUUGCCAUUUGGUAUUACAUUUUGUAAACAGUUUUGUAAGAAACUCGUUAUUAUGGAUAACUGCUUUCCGACUUUGAGUACUCUCAUUACAUUGUUAUUGUGCAAUAAUGUAGAAUGGUAUCUCAAAACUCUACUUAUAAUUAUGAAUGUCAUCAGUAACUUCGUUUAUCAGUUAUUCGGUAUGGAAUUUGGAUACAUAACCUGGUCAUGAUUUGACGAUUUUAGUCAAUGUACUUUAUAUAUCUAGGGUCCAACCCGAUACAAUAUAGGUAAUUCUUCAUUUACUCCUUCAAUCUCUUUACGUAUGUGUGUUCGUCAGCUAAUGUGAUCGACAUAUGCGUUACUAAUACCCUAUCACUUACCUUUAUGUACAAUGCGUAAGAAUAGGUUUGAAGCAGGAUGAAGAUGGGUAAAACAAGACAUGACUCCUCUAGUCUAUGAAGUCACUGACUGUUAAUCUGAACCGCCUGAAGGUAUGUGUCAAUAGGACUUUCCUGACAAGUGGCUGUAUACACGUGAUCUUAUGAGAGCAUUUAAUGAAGUGAGCAGACCGUCUUCACCCUUGGCCACUAAUCCAAUAUUAGUUGAAUACAAUUGUAUGUUUUGUUUUGUUUUUCUAUACUAUUUCAGAUGAACGAUUCAAUUUUGAGCAACGUUUUAAUAUUUCAGAAUGGGACUCUGCCAAAGCUUAUUUCUCAAGAUGAUAAUCAUAACACACACACACAUGAUGAUGAUGAUGAGAUUUGUACAAAUUGAACAUCAUCUUAAUGUUAACCGAUGAGAUUAUAAUUUAUAGAGACAAUCUUUGAAUGACGCUUAACUGAUCUUGAGAGAGAGAGAGAGAGAGAGUUUCCAGCUAGUAAUCAGGAUCAAAUGAAGAUUAUGAAUUAGAUAUAGAAUUUACAUGAUGAACUGACAUUAAUUAAAAUGUCAAAAUGUAAUUAGGUCAAUUUACUGGUGCCCAAUAUCUAAGAUCUGUGAUCUUAAAUCUGAUUCAUUCAUUCAUAAAUGAUCGUCUUAACUACUUGUACAUUUCUUUCCUUCUCUCUUUACUUCCUUUUUUUCCUCCUUUCAAUACUCAAUCUUUCUCGUAUAUGAACAAUAUCAAGUUAUGGUAUUUGAAACUCUUCGAAUCAAACUACAACAAAAACAUCAGUUUUCUUCCAUGAACUAUUCAAAAUAUGGUAUAGUUUUUGUCAAUUUGUAGUAAUGACAUAAUGGUGAUGAUGAUGAUGAUGAUGAUCAUCAUCAUCAUUCGUUAUUGAGCAAACAUACAUUUAUCUUAAUCGUUGAAAUUACUACACUUUAUA